Messenger RNA from Hymenoscyphus albidus, 338 nucleotides. NCBI's taxonomy places the organism in Eukaryota, Fungi, Ascomycota, Leotiomycetes, Helotiales, Helotiaceae. The record is from the annotation of a GenBank genome assembly.
AUGGUCCCAAAUACAUCGCAAGGGAAGAAUACUUACAUCGAAGCCGUUAAUAAAGUAAUUGUUACUCCAACCUUUACUUUCACCGUCGCCUUCAUGCUCCAUACCACCGGCAAUGGCAAAACCAACAUGACCAAGUCUGUCCCUACAUUAGGUAUAGAAAUAGACGUGAAGAGAAGCCUGGAGUCUAUGCAAGUACCAUCUCCUUCGGAUCGCCAGAUCAAAGACACGGGAUUGCAUUGAAAGAUCACAACAGGCACCCCGGCGACAGUCUGAAGAAUUACAACAAUUCCCAGAAUGUAUAUUAUCCUUCGAGUGAAACCAAAGCUGGAAAUUUGUAG